Molecule: messenger RNA, 1382 nt
Organism: Thunnus maccoyii (southern bluefin tuna)
Lineage: Eukaryota; Metazoa; Chordata; Actinopteri; Scombriformes; Scombridae
Gene: ap3s2
Product: adaptor related protein complex 3 subunit sigma 2
Exons: 6
Coding region: 136-714 (192 amino acids)
Biological process (GO): Golgi to vacuole transport; intracellular protein transport
Cellular component (GO): membrane coat; intracellular membrane-bounded organelle; AP-3 adaptor complex
Source: RefSeq, a predicted model, not a curated record
CCGGAUGUACCUUAUUAAGUCGUCCGGUCAGCUGAGAGGCCGUUCAGUACGAUAGCUAAUGUCAUCUAAAUAGUAAAAAUAAUAACAUUUGAACAGUUAUUUCUUAUUGUGCUUUGAAAACGCGAAAGAGUAGAGAUGAUUAAAGCCAUCUUGAUAUUUAACAACCACGGCAAACCGCGGCUGAUCCGAUUCUAUCAGUAUUUUGCGGAGGACAUGCAGCAGCAGAUCAUUCGGGAGACUUUUCACUUGGUGUCGAAGAGAGAUGACAACGUCUGCAACUUCUUGGAGGGUGGAAGUCUCAUCGGCGGCUCUGACUACAAGCUGAUUUACCGGCACUAUGCCACCCUCUACUUUGUCUUCUGUGUGGACUCAUCUGAGAGUGAGCUCGGCAUUCUGGACUUGAUCCAGGUGUUUGUGGAAACGUUGGAUAAAUGCUUUGAAAACGUCUGUGAACUGGACCUGAUAUUCCACAUGGACAAGGUCCAUUAUAUCUUGCAGGAGGUGGUGAUGGGAGGCAUGGUGCUGGAGACCAACAUGAAUGAGAUCGUAGCUCAGGUGGAGGUGCAGAACCGCAUGGAGAAGUCAGAGGGAGGUCUGUCGGCGGCCCCCGCUCGCGCUGUCUCCGCCGUGAAGAACAUGAACCUGCCCGAGAUUCCCCGCAACAUCAACAUCGGAGACAUCAAUAUCAAAGUGCCGAGCCUCUCCCCAUUCUGAACAAGCAUCCCAGCUGAGCUCUGCAGGGCUGAUGUACUACUGACGGCCUCUUUUCCCUGCAGCUCCCCCCCCCCUCCCCCCCUUCCCGAUUCCUCCACCCAGCUCUGUUGUUAAUACAGAGUAACAGUUUUUAUAUUGUACCACAAAACCACAGCAGCCGUAUUCUCCCCCUUCAUUCCAGUCUGUACGGGAGAGAAGCUGCUGAUUGUUUUUGAGUUCUACUGUAUACUAGUUACAGGAGACUCCAGUUGAAGGAUUUGCACAAUAAUGUAAAGCUCGAUUCUAUAAAGCAUUAAGUGUGAUAUUAAUAUCUAUGUAUUUUCUGUGAUUGUAUAUUUUCUUUUCUCUUUUUCUUCCUACCAGUUUAUUUCCCUACUUUCCAAAAGAAAGAUGAUCUUUGUUGGCCCAGCGCACAUUUUCCUACAUAUUUCUUCCAGUCCUCUGACGUUCAUCACCAGUCCUGCCUACAUUUUGAAAACGUUUCCCCUCUGUGUGGAGUGGAGCUUUUAGACAGUUUGCUAUAAUCAUUUGUCUUCUGUGUUGGGCUCCAAUUACUCAAACACAUAUUUAUCUCCUGUUCCAAAUGUCUGCUAAUAAUCUUCCCUGCACUUGGCUCCUGUCAAAAUGUAUUUUCCCUUUUCUGUAAAAUAUAGUGUUUCUGACAUCCA